Molecule: messenger RNA, 964 nt
Organism: Saccostrea echinata
Lineage: Eukaryota; Metazoa; Mollusca; Bivalvia; Ostreida; Ostreidae
Exons: 4
Coding region: 9-962 (317 amino acids)
Source: RefSeq, a predicted model, not a curated record
UGGACUCAAUGGUAUAUAUGAAUGGCAAACCUAAAAAUGCAUUAACCAUUAAUGAAACAAAUCAAGUUCAUCUCUCGUGUUUUGUCGAUGGAAAUCCUACUCCAGAAGUCACCCUCCGCAAACUCACUGGGAACCGUCCCCUUGUACAAAUUGUAAAUCAUUGGUUAAACUACACAUUAAACAUGGCUCAGUGCUCUGACACAGGUACUUUCGAAUGUGUCGGAAAAUCCACUGAGUUUGGGAUUAGGAUUCAGUCCUUCAGUGUUAAUGUUCUCUGUGAACCUCGCCUUGAUGAAUUCACUUUAGUGAAAAACAUAUAUGGAUCAAAAAGUGGCCCGGAUGUUAAAGUUGUUGUGAGUUUACCAGUUGUUGCGAAUCCCCUAACAUCUACAUUAGGGUUUGUUUGGUUAGGACCGACAUUUGAGUCUAUAUCGAUUAAAGUCUCACAGAGAAAUGACGUUUUCUACAAACAUUGGAUCAACAGCACCAUUCCUGUUCCUGAUCGGAGAUCUUUCGGAACCUACUCACUGAAAUACAAAGGAAAAGUCUUCGCUGAUAUAACAAUUCACGCCGAAGGUGUAAGUACAGAUUCUAGAGAAGCCUCUGCUCGGACGACCUGGAUUAUAGUUGGAGUCCUCAUUGGUUUAUCUGUUUUGUUGCUGACGAACUUUGGUGUUUAUAAGUUUGCUUCUCAUCGAGGAAUUAAAACAGACUCGAUUCAACCACCUCAGCCAUCUCACGAUCUAAAAAUCACGAAUAAAGAAUAUGACGACGUUGAUGACGUCACUGUAGAAGCACAUGAUCAGAAUCCUUCUUCUCCGACAUACGAAGACGUAACGGAGAACACUGAACAAAUACAAUCACCGACAGAUUAUCAGAAUAUCAGUGGACAUCAAGAUAAUCAAUAUCAAGAGCUGAAGCCUGAUCAAAAUAGACUCUACUCGUCUCUUAAGCUUCAUUGAAU